GAAGACUGAGAUUCGGGCAGCAGGUGGAGCAGACCCGGAGCACACGCUGGGGAGCAGCUCGUGCGGCGGGUUCUGAGGCCUGGGCGUGAUGGAGGCCCCGCUGACCUUCGCCGACGUGGCCGUGGGCUUCACCCCAGAGGAGUGGCGGCUCCUGGCCCCCGCGCAGAAGGCCCUGUACCGGGAGGUGAUGCUGGAGACCUACAGCCACCUGGUGUCCGUGGGUUACCAAGAUUGCCGACCUGACACGUUCUCCAGGGUGGAAGGAGACGAACUGCCAUGGACACCGGAAGCGGAAAUGCAGAUGUUCCCUAGCCCAGAAAUCUCAACAGAUGAUGAGAUAAUUGAAGAUUAUCUGCCACAGCCAUCACAGCUUGGGAACGUGGAGAACAAAUCAGAACAAUGCCAGAAAACCCAAAAAAUAAAGAAACCUCACAUGUACAGGGACUGUGGAAAAGCCUUCAGGAGGAAAUCUCUGCUCAGUGACCACUACAACCUUCCCCCAGGAGAGAAGCCUCAUCAGUGUGCUGUGUGUGGGAAAGCCUUUCGCAGGAAGGCCAUGCUCUCUCACCACCAGAGAACACAUACCAGAAAAAGAACCUAUGACUGUACUGACUGUGGUAAAAUCUUUCUCCACACAUCAGCCUUCAAAAAACAUCAGAAAAUACAUACAGGGGAGAAACCGUUUAAAUGCAGUGACUGUGGGAAAAGUUUCAUCCAGAAGGCAAAUCUCGUUGUACAUCAGCGGAUUCAUACAGGAGAAAAACCUUAUGUAUGCAGUGAAUGUGGGAAAGGCUUCAGCCAGAAGCCAUGCCUCAUAGCCCAUGAGAGAUUUCACACAGGGAAGACUCCAUUUCAGUGCAGUGUUUGUGGAAAAUACUUUUCUCAGAAGACAGGUCUCAUUAAUCAUGAAAGAAUUCACACAGGAGAGAAGCCCUAUGAAUGCAGGGAGUGUGGGAAAGCCUUCACCACAAGGCGCAGUGUCAUCGUCCAUCAAAGAGUUCAUACAGGAGAGAGACCCUAUAUCUGCAGUGACUGUGGGAAAGCCUAUAGUAGAAAGUAUGCGCUCAAUGUCCAUCGGAGUUCUCAUCCAGGAGAGAGUCCCUUUACGUGCAGUGAGUGUGGAAAAGCCUUCCCUACAAAGUGUACACUCAAUGUCCAUCGAAGUUCUCAUACAGGAAAGAAUCGUUACACCUGCAGUGAGUGUGGGAAAGCCUUCUCUAGAAAGCAGCAGCUCAUCGUGCAUCAGCGGAACCCUGCAGGAGAGACACCCUGUGUCUGUAGUGAGUGUGGCGAAUCUUUUGCCUAUGUGGCUUGUCUUUUUCAUCACAUGCGAAUACAUCAAGAAGACUAUGUGCAAUUGGUCAAGGUGGAAAAUCUCCCCACUGAGAGGCACACCACAUCCCAGACCAGCCGUGUCCUGAGGGAAAGAAAUAUCGCCAAUUCUGUCUCUAUGCCAGUGUCUUCCGUGGCCCCUGAGACAUCGUUAAAUGUCCCUGGGCUCCUGGCAGAUGAGAAUGUGGUCCUAGUGGGCCAGCCUGUGGCCAGUGGCACAUCCUUAGGAGACAACAGCUGGGUUGCAUGGGAUGGAAACCUCACGGAUCCAGUGAAUGUGAUAGUACCUUCAGGGGUCCAUUAUGUCUUAUGUUAUGUUGUAGAAAACCAAUAAGAGGGAACUCAGGGGCCUCCCCGGUGGCGCAGCAGUUGAGCGCUGGGCUGUGAAGCUGCGUGUAGCCUCUGCAGCACCGGUUCAAUCCCUGGCUGCUCCCCGGCCACCAGAGGAGGGUCCCACAUGGCGUGCAGACCUCUCCUGCCGCCCGCUGCUCCUCUCAGCAGUGUACUUCGGUCCUUCUGCCUGCUCUGCUCCCUGCUCUGGCUCUGGUGAAUUCUCUCACCCUCCUGCGCUUCUGACUGUACCCAGUGCUUGCAUAAAUAAAUAAAUAAAUCUUUAAUUAAAAAAAAAAAAAAAGGAACUCAGACCUCAUUGUGGGAAGCGGUGUGCUAAAGUUCUAGGUCACAGUAUGUGAAAAGAAUAAACUCUGCGAAGUCGUGUAAAUGCAGCACCUGAGAAGCCUUCUGUACUCACCCUAUCUAUUAAAUACAUGCGUUGGCACCCAGUGGUACCCACUCAUAGCCCCAGUGGUGUUAACCCAUAUGUGCACUCAGUUGCUCUGAUGUGUCAGUUGAAUCAAGGGAGUCUGAGUGAUAGGUGAUGUAGAUGAGCUUUUAAAACAGGUAAGACCAUCCAUGUGUGGACUGUUAUAAAAUGCAAAACCUCACAAAGGCCAUGAUUGCAAUUGCGGGUUGGAUGAUGUGUUUAUAUCCAUCAUGUUUCUGAAAGUGAAAGGUUGACUGAACGUAGAGUCAUCCUUUAACUCCUAGGUUUCUGUCAUGCAGAGAGACUUAUGAAACUGCUUAGUUUGGUCAGCUCUUUCAUUUUCCAAGUAUUUCUCAAAUCUACCUUUGUACCUGGUUCUGUUCCAGGAGGAAGGAAUUCAGUGGUGACCAAAAAAGAACAAGCCUGUUGUCCUGAGCAAAGAAAUGAAGUGGCUGUUGUUCCAGUGACUGCUUUACACUCCUGCUCCUCUAGGUGAAACAUGUGGUCUUAGGCAUGUUUUUUUAAUUUAAUUAAUUAGUUAAUUAAUUUUUAAAAAGGUUUAUUUAUGUAUUUGUACAAGCACUGCGUACAGUCAGAGGCACGGGAGGGUGAGAGAAUUCACCAGAGACAGCAGAGAGUAGAACAGGCAGAGUGAUGAAGUACACUGCUGAGGGAGCAGUGGGCGGCAGGAGAAAUCUGUGGGCCAUGUGGCACCCUCGCCCAGUGGUCGGGGAUCGAACCAGCGCUGCAGAGGCUGCGGGCAGCUUCGCAACCCAGUGCUCAACCAUUGCACAACCGGGGAGGCCCUAAUUUAUUUUUUUAAAGAUUUAUUUAUGUAUAGAAGAAUUGGGGUACAGGCCAGAGGUGCAGGGAGUGGGUAAGAGGAUUCACCAUGGACAGGGUGGGGAACAGAACAGGCUGAUCUACUGCUGAGGUGAGCAGUGGAGAGACAGGAGUGGUCUGCUGUGCCACGUGGUUAGCACUCUGGCUGGGGAUGGAACUUGUGCUGCAGUGGCUGCAGAUAGCUUCAUAGUGCUAAGACUUAACCCCUGCGCCACCAGGGAGGCCUGGUCUUAGUUUUGUUGCAACCAGAGAAUACCAUAGCCUGGGUGGAUUUGGGGACAAGUAUAUUUCUCACCCUUUCAGUAAGGGAGGUUUUUAUCAAAACCUCCAGAUACUUGGGUUUUUCAAGGUCCUAUCUCCUGGUUCAUGGAAGACACCCCCAGUGUCCUCACCUAGGGACAGCUCUCUCUCCCCUAGGCCAUGCUUUGUACCAUGUCUUCCAAGGAAAAAAAUACUCCCUUGAUGUGGGUUCCAUCUGCUGACCUGGCCACCUCUCCCAAGCCCCACCUCAUGCAUUGGAUUUGAGAUUCUUACAACAUUGGGUUUUGGGGAACACAAAUACUGAUUUCAUGGGACAUACAGAAAAGUUGCUUCAAGACUUAAUACAGUUCUCCUGUCAGGGGACUUAUUUCCAGGGUGAGGGAUUCCGCGUAAGGGAUUUGGAACACCUGAAAGUCACGUGUUUCGUUCUUUUUCAUGUUUCAUUCAUUUUCAUGUGUUUCGUUCAUUUUCAUGUUGUUUCACCAAGUAGACUACAAAAAAAAAAAAAAUCCUUGCUUAUUUCUAUGGCUUUGAAUAUUUUAUAAGCAAAAAUAUUUCCUUAGCUUCACGUAAUCAUAUCUCAAAACUAAGUGAGUGUCCCGGGGAACAGUGGCUAAGUCAGGCAAGGGGCCAGAGUCUGUAGCUAAUUAAAUGGUUGAAGUGCAUGUUCUCACCAAACUGCCCUUUACGUCAUCCCUGAAAGGUAUCUUUGCAAGUGCUGGUUCUGUGACUAUUUCUCAACAAAAUUUUAUGUUGAUUUGGAAAGUGAAUGAGCACACGGCCUCAACUAUUAUUACUGAUGGAAUUGGCCUUGGGAAGGCGGUUCUCCUUGAGAACUCUGUCUCCCCCAUAUUGAUGAUUUCAGACUCAAGAACAGAAUAUAAACUGGGCAGAGCAGAAAAGGAAAAGCAUCCUCAGAAUACAUAGAUACCGGAAUCUACUCCCUGAGAAUGGAGGAAAACAGGAGAUGGCAGGUGAGAUCCCCAAACGUUAUUCUGGGAAAUUUUUGUCCCCAGGAUUCCAGCUCCACUGUUAGGGCCUGAAGGGAGACGUACCUUCUCCUCUGUAGUCCUUGUCUCCUGGGAGUGCACCCCUGGGCCUGUCACUAUUCUGCUUAUUUCUCCUCACUUGUUCCCUGUCCAUGAGACCUGUCCAAAUUUUCCUGUGGGAAAAGACCUGGAAACUGUCCAAAUCUUCCUGUAGAUAAAGACCUGGUGGCUGUCUCGUCAGAAAUCCUGGGUGAUUGAGUAAUGGCUUAUCUGUUUUCGUGCACCAUCUGUGUGCUUUACACUGUGAGGAGAUAUUGCAUAAAACAGGCCAAGAAUGGCCUUAUACAUGCUACUCAGUUUGAGAGAGAGUGAAGGAAAAGGAAUCUAAUGUGCAAGGAGUGACAAGUUCUGUGAAAAAGGCACAGUCCGGGGAUGGAUGGUAAUGUGAUCCGUACGUGUCACCAGACAACCAUGCCCACCUCUGCACUUUUCUGGAGAAUUAGAAUUUGAACAAGAAUGAAGAACAUGGUCUCCCACCAUAAUUACUGUAGCCAGAGAAUGCGGCAGGAUGAUUUUCGAUUUUCUGCAGAGGCUUCCUGUCCCGGGUAUUCUGUAAAACAAAAGAAUGCAGGUUUCCGAGUCACCCCAGAACUUCUAAGCCAGAAUGUCAGCACUGACGUCCAGGACACUCUUUCAAAUGAGAGCCUAGUACCCACUUAGAUUUGAAGAUGGCUGCCUAAGUCCCCCAUCAUCACCCUCACUUUAUAGCAGGAUGACCCAGGCAGGUCCUGUCCCGUGAGGGGUCUGCCCUGAGUACCCCCGGCCAGCAGGUCUUAUGUCUCCUGUUGUCCUUGUCUCAUGUCAUCCUGCUGCGGGUGUCAGCCUGCGAAUUUCUGGGACUGGUCAGACCUGUGAUGGCUGCCCUGAGCUCUGGGGGACACGUGCGGAAUCCACCAUUCAGAAUUUGACACCCCAGGACUAGUAGCCCCUGUGUAUGCCAGGUGCUACCAGCCUCAGUAUAUCUGGGCACACCUGCAAAUAAUGGGGAGUACCCUCCACGUGAGUCCUUGGCGCCACACUCAGGAACGAAGCACAAGCCCUGAAAGCGGAAAUGGAUUUUAAUAAAGGGACGGGUGGAGAGUACAUUGGCCAGGAAAGGACGCUGCUGGUAGGGCUGCAGGACUGGGCUGUGAAGCCACAGGAGCCCCCUCCCUGCUGUCCCCACCUGCCUCUGCUGAGCAGUGAGCAGGGCACUCUGGGGAGAAAAAGAAAACGAUGAGCCCAGAAACAACUGUAGGGCAACCUGUUGUGCUGCUCCCUCUGCCUUCCCAAGGCUGCUCCCUCUGCCUUCCCAGCCUCCCCCCACGCCGUCCAGUUCGUGGCAUACGGGGGAGCUGGGCUAUGCAGGUGGGCUGUGGAGGAGGAGGUGACACCUGCCCCUGGGCCGCAGUGGCCCUCCCUGGCCUCACAGGACAUCCCGUAACACCAGCUUCCAAACAGGAACCACCCUCACCUGCUU
Molecule: messenger RNA, 5707 nt
Organism: Talpa occidentalis (Iberian mole)
Lineage: Eukaryota; Metazoa; Chordata; Mammalia; Eulipotyphla; Talpidae
Gene: SPACA6
Product: sperm acrosome associated 6
Exons: 4
Coding region: 89-1666 (525 amino acids)
Biological process (GO): regulation of transcription by RNA polymerase II; fusion of sperm to egg plasma membrane involved in single fertilization
Molecular function (GO): DNA-binding transcription factor activity; RNA polymerase II cis-regulatory region sequence-specific DNA binding
Source: RefSeq, a predicted model, not a curated record